AAGCUCUUUGACGAAAACUAAUCACAUAGAUGAGUUAGACAACAUUUAUUAAAUUUUAUUUUUUCAUUCGCCUAAGAUCUAGCAUAUAUAAAAUAUCACAAAAAUGGCCAGAAUGGAAUUAACCGAUCAAAAGCAUUUAUCUGAUAGUAUAGCUAGGAGCAAAAAGAAAUCAGAGGUACAGAGAAAACAGCCUGGUUAUUUGAACUGGAUGAGCAGAAUGCAAGAGCAUAUAAAGCACUCUCUGGACAGAUUUGAAAGCUCGAGAAAAAACUGGAUAAUUAUCAUUCUGAGUAUAAUAGCUUUAAAAAGAUGGUAAGAAGAUUGGAAAGAAAUAAAGAAGAUCUAUAUGUACAACUACUGGAUGAAUGUGUGGAUAGGGAGACUGUGAUUGACUUAAUACAUAAAACAGUUCCCAUACUGAUUAAUGAAAAAAGUAAGGGUUCUGCCUAUUUGUCUGAGUUUUCUGAAGAUUCUGAUUCGGUUGAGAUAAUUGAGAGAUCCUAUGGGUACUGGAUAAUUGAAUCAGAUAAAUUAUUAGUAUGGCUAAAAAAUCAAGGAAUAACUGGCGCAAGACAAUGGGAAUUACUAGAACAUAUUUUACAUUUCUUAGCAGUAGAUAAGUCACUCUAUCCCACUCUAUCACUCUAUUUGUUUCCCGAUUGUGGUACAGAUGCGGUGCUCCUGUUCUGUGGAAACGCAUCGAGCUAAAGUGGAAGAAUAAAUGCCACUCUCAAUUGAAAAAAUUUAUGAAAAUAGUAUGUAAAAGGCAAAAGCCGGUUUAUAGCUUAAAUCUAACACAUCUAGAAAUUUUGAACUACUAUCCACUUUCAGAUAAAAAAUUCAAUGGCUUUUCGCGUAUAUUCCCAAAUAUAGCCCAUUUAGAUUUAAAUUUUAGCACAGGGUUUGGCGAUAAAACACUAAAUCGAAUAGCAGAGACAUAUCAUCUCUUCUUGCUCCCAAGUUAUUCCUAUUAACGUAGUCAAGUUAUCAAUGGAAUAGUUCAUUU
Molecule: messenger RNA, 1006 nt
Organism: Rhizophagus irregularis DAOM 181602=DAOM 197198
Lineage: Eukaryota; Fungi; Glomeromycota; Glomeromycetes; Glomerales; Glomeraceae
Source: RefSeq, a predicted model, not a curated record